Molecule: messenger RNA, 1180 nt
Organism: Salvia miltiorrhiza (redroot sage)
Lineage: Eukaryota; Viridiplantae; Streptophyta; Magnoliopsida; Lamiales; Lamiaceae
Product: pathogenesis-related thaumatin-like protein 3.5
Exons: 3
Coding region: 220-1125 (301 amino acids)
Biological process (GO): defense response
Cellular component (GO): extracellular region
Source: RefSeq, a predicted model, not a curated record
GAUUUAAAAUAGAAUUAAGGCAAGGCAUAUGAUGAGGAAUUUUUCAAAAACAUAUGUGCUCAUGCUAAAGCAAGGAAUUUCUUGUGGUUGAGGCCAUCCAAAAUUCAAGAAAUGCUAAACCCAAAUCCAUAAUCUUGCGGCUGAUGAAUUCUGCAAAGCAACGUAGCUCUUCCUCAAUGUCGUACAAAUACGUAACACCACCUAUUUCCACCUCUACUCAUGGCGUCUCGGCCGUUUCUCAUCUCUUUAGCAAUUUCCACCUUCUUCACCAGCUCUUUUGCUUGCACAUUUGUGAUCACCAACAGCUGCCCUUUCACGAUAUGGCCCGGCACCCUGUCCGGUUCAGGCACACCGCCUCUCCCGGCAACGGGGUUCCAAUUGGAUUCCGGCCAGAGCAUCACCAUUCCGACUACUCCGGGAUGGUCUGGCCGGAUGUGGGCCAGAACCGGCUGCACAUUUGAUGUGACCGGUUCUGGCUCAUGCCAAACCGGAGAUUGCGGUGGUAGGCUAGAAUGCAACGGCAUUGGGGCCACGCCACCAGCAUCCCUCUUCGAGAUAACCCUGGGCGUCGGAGACCAAAAGGACUUCUACGACGUCAGCAUUGUCGACGGCUACAACCUGCCGCUAGCUGCUGUACCAAGACAUGGCGGAUGCAACGCCACCGGCUGCGUACAAGACAUCAACAUGGGUUGCCCUAAAGAGCUUCAGGUGAUUGGCAACGAGGGAGGGGAAGGCGGCGGCGUGGUGGCGUGCAAGAGCGCGUGUGAAGCGUUCGGGCUGGACCAGUACUGCUGCAGUGGGGAGUUUGCGAACCCGACGACGUGCCGGCCGUCUUUCUAUUCAGGGAUCUUCAAGAGAGCUUGCCCAACAGCUUACAGCUAUGCAUUUGAUGAUGGAACCAGCACCUUCACAUGCAAGGCCUCACUCUACAACAUUAUAUUUUGCCCUAAUAGUGGGAUGAGGAUAAUAGAUGGUGGAUUGCAAACUCCAGCUGUUGAAGAAAGAAGAACUAGCAAUAAUUCUAGGGAUGUUUCAACAUCAUCGUCAUCAACUAUGAACAUUAAAUCUUUACAAGCAUUGAUAACUCAUAUUGUCUUGUUUACUUUAUGUUAUUGGCUUGUUUGAUGAUUUCCUCCUAACAAAGCUAUUCCCAAUCAAGUCGGAUCCCCAAUUGUGUUGU